AUGGAGAAUGCUAUAGGUUCAAUGGCUGCUUCUAGAGCCAUUAUGCAAUAUUCACAUUUGGCUAAGGAAGUUGGGGAGGCAGUAGAGGUCUUUGCGGAGGAUGUGGUGAUGGAGCUAAGGGAAUCAGAAUUACAGAGUGAUGAUCAUGCUACAGUGGUGACAGAGGUGCUGAAGUUGGAAAACGUAACCCAACCGCAGACUAAAAGUUCAGAGGAUAUAGAAGUCCCUUCUUUAUCUGAGACACUUUCGGAUGGGGAGGAGGAAAAUCUAUUGAGGAGUUUGAGAAAGGAUAAAGGCUACAGUUCCAACAUAGAUGUGAAUUUUUCUUUGGCUAAGACUAACAAACAAGCGACUAAGGUUAGGCUUCAGCUUUGGGAAAAUAGGGAGGAGACUAGACUAGCACAAAAGGCAAAGAAGAAAUGGCUUGCAGAAGGUGACCAAAAUUCAAAAAAAUUUCAUGCAGUUGUUAAUCAAAAGAGAAGGUCUUCCCAUAUCUCUUCCAUGCGUUUGACUGAUAAGACAGUAUUAGCUUCCCCAGAAAAGGUUCAUGAUGGUGCUGUUAAUUAUUUUGAACAUAUUUUGCGUGAUAAUGGGACAAGUGAGCACGGUGAUUUGGCUUCCCUUAAUUUCUGCAGUUGUAUCAGUGGAGGACAAUGA
Messenger RNA from Fraxinus pennsylvanica, 657 nucleotides. The record is from the annotation of a GenBank genome assembly. Lineage: Eukaryota; Viridiplantae; Streptophyta; Magnoliopsida; Lamiales; Oleaceae.